ACUGUCCAUUGUAGUGUCCUUGAACAAGUCCUUUAUAAGCCCAAAAGCACUUUAUAUUUUCUUCAUUAUCAUCAUCUUCCACUUCCCUUUGAAAGGAUAUACAAAAAAAAUUGAUUGAUUGUUAUGUGUUUACCUGAAGAGGAAAGAGAUAGAGUGAAAGAUAUGGCACUUGAAGCAGUGGUUUAUCCACAAACACAAGACCCUUUUGGUUUUGGAAUCAACAAAGAUUUUUACAACUUCAACAACCUUGUUGCAAAAGAACAAGAACAUCAACAUGAACAUCAACAAGAACAAGAACAAAGAUCUUUCUGUUUUGUAGAAAACCAAACAGAGAAAAACAAUUAUCCUUAUUAUGGAGAUUGGAAUAACAAUACUUUUUCACCACCCCAUUUCAAUGAACUUCAAGAAACUACUACUGAUCCAAGUAGUAACAACACUCAAAACUUCGAUACCUCGCCUUCCAUUAACACAUUUGUUCGUCCAAAAAGGCGCAGAGCAAGAAGCCGAAAAAACAAAGAAGAAAUUGAGAGUCAGAGAAUGACUCACAUUACUGUUGAGCGCAAUAGGAGAAAACAGAUGAAUGAGUAUCUUGCUGUUCUUCGUUCUCUCAUGCCAGAAUCUUACAUCCAAAGGGGUGAUCAAGCUUCUAUAAUUGGAGGUGCUAUUAACUUUGUUAAAGAGCUUGAACACAAGUCUCAUUUGCUUGGUGCUAAGAAAGAAGAAGAGGUGAAAUCUGAUGAUGUUGGUGGAUCAAACAAACCAUUUUCUGAGUUCUUUACAUUUCCACAGUAUUCAACAAGUAAUAGUGGUGUGUGUGGUAGUAGUUCUAAUUCUGCAGCAACUAUUGGUGAAAAAGUUGGUGAGAUUCAAUCUUGCAUUGCUGACAUAGAAGUGACAAUGGUUGAAAGCCAUGCAAAUAUCAAAAUAAGAUCAAAAAAGAGACCAAAACAGCUCUUGAAAAUUGUAUCUAGUUUGCAUAACAUGCAUCUCACAAUCUUGCAUCUAAAUGUUACCACUACUGGUGAAAUUGUUCUCUACUCUCUCAGUGUUAAGGUUGAAGAUGAUUGCAAUUUGGGAUCAGUGGAUGAUAUAGCUGCAGCUAUAUAUCAAAUGGUGAAUAGGAUUCAACAAGAACAAUGUUGAAUUAUAAGAUCCAACUUCAUUUGGUUUUUUAAUCUUAUAGCUUAUCUCUAUCUUUUUUCCUCUUACAAGAGAUGUGCCCAAUUAUUGCAAUGUUUGUUCAUCUUUUAUUAAUUAAUCUAUAAUAUUGUGGGCUCCUUUUAGGAUUUUUUUGGUUUA
Messenger RNA from Trifolium pratense (red clover), 1299 nucleotides. Its product is annotated as transcription factor bHLH94-like. Gene Ontology annotation, molecular function: RNA polymerase II cis-regulatory region sequence-specific DNA binding; DNA-binding transcription factor activity, RNA polymerase II-specific; protein dimerization activity. The transcript is spliced from 3 exons. Lineage: Eukaryota; Viridiplantae; Streptophyta; Magnoliopsida; Fabales; Fabaceae. Gene Ontology annotation, biological process: regulation of transcription by RNA polymerase II. The record is from RefSeq and is a predicted model, not a curated record. The coding region runs from base 124 to 1143 and encodes 339 amino acids.